Molecule: messenger RNA, 1939 nt
Organism: Dendronephthya gigantea
Lineage: Eukaryota; Metazoa; Cnidaria; Anthozoa; Malacalcyonacea; Nephtheidae
Product: sushi, von Willebrand factor type A, EGF and pentraxin domain-containing protein 1-like
Exons: 6
Coding region: 635-1897 (420 amino acids)
Source: RefSeq, a predicted model, not a curated record
GAAAUUAAAAAACCAAAGUUGUUUGAAUAAAGAAGCACUUGGAAAUGUCUUUACCUGGAGUUCUCUUAAGGACAAUUGUAACAGCAUGGUCGUCAUGGAACAGCCAAGCUCGUGUAAACCACUUCGAAAAAACCCGAGGUAUGACAUUGUCACAAAACCAUCACAAAACAAUCGGUCCGUCCAUAACAUAACAUAUGAAGAACGACUCGAUGGUUUCACAAUCACAGCGUGGGUAAAAUAUGAGAAGAACGCGUCGCUGAAACUGAACGCAGAACUUCAGAAAUUUCUUGACUACAAAAAUGAUUCAGGGACCAGCUUGCUCUCAUUUUAUCUUACGGCUGAAAGUCUCGCGUUGGAAAUAGAUGGAGGUGAAAAAAGGCAAGUCGCUACGAGAAAUUAUAUCACUUCAUGAGAUUUUUUUAGAUUUUAGUUCCAAUGAGCAAACUUGCUUUACUUAUGCAUACUGAAAGGAAGCCGAUUGCCCUAACGAAAGGUUGCCGUUUUCCUAAUGUAAAUUCUAACAUUGAUUUACUCAGUCGUAUAGCUACUCGUAGUGAUUCAUUACAAGGUAAUUUAAAAACUGACGAAAAAGCAAUCCAGCUUUUACUGUAGACGUUUUUAUACGUAGCUAUAAAUGUUUACAACCUCUAGAGAAGCAAGGAUUCCAUGGUUUUGGAACGAAUCUCCAGCGUACUGGCACCAUAUUGCUACCACAUGGUCAAGUGAUACAGGACACUGGAAGAUAUAUCUAGAUGGUUCAUUGGUCUCCAUUAUGCAUGAUGUAGCUACAAAUAUUAUCAUUCCUGCAGGAAGACAACUUUACUUCCAAUUAAAUGGAUACGAGAACAGCUCUCAAAGUAGACUCAAUAUCUGGAACUAUGAAAUUGAUGGACAUGCUUUAUCAUUGAUGGCAAACAAAGGACCAUUGUUUGAAAACGGUAAUGUCUUUGCGUGGUAUGGAAUAAAAUCGAAGGUUGAAAAAGAUAAUUCUAUAGAAUUCCAAGAAACGCCGGAUGAUCUACACAAUUCUCGAACAGAGUCUAUGUUUCAGAUGACUUUUCUUGAGGCUUCAAAAGAAAACUACGUCAAGAUAGAAAACGUCUUUACCUACCAAAUCUCGGUCUUUUCCCUUUGUUUUUGGGCGAAAUUCCCGGCUACAAAUGAGGUGUCUAGCAUAUUUGCCUACUCCACUAAGAGUAAUUCAGACGAAAUCUGGGUGCAUUACGAUAAAAAGGAAUCAGAUUUGGUCUUUUUUCUCAAUUAUGAUUCUUCGCGUGUGGUGGAUAAGAGAGAGAAGGUGUUGACCCCUGAUUCGUGGCAUUUCUAUUGCCUGCAGUGGAGAAGCACGGAUGGUUUGCACGAGAUAUAUCAAGAUGGGAAAAAACUGGGGACGAGUGAUAACGGAACCAAGGAUUACAUUAUACCUGCCAACGGUACCGUAGUUCUUGGUCAGGAAAUGGAUUCUCAUGGCGGGGGUUUUCAAAGUCAUCAAGCGUUUAAAGGAAGCCUCGCAGGGUUGAAUCUCUGGAGGCAAUUUUUGACAGUCAAUGUUAUUCAAGGAAUGGCAUCUGGGGUCAUCAAUGUUAACGGAAAUCUUCUCCAAUGGAGAGAUUUCAGAACCAAACAUUUGUUUGGUAACGUGACUAUACGGAACGGAUCCGAAGCAGAGAUUCCAGAAUAUCGAGUACAGCAUCUGCGAGAUGAAUGGUGUGAAAAAAAGUUCAAAGAAACCGUUAUCUAUGCCAGAUUUAUCCGCGGUCAGGGCACGAAUGGCUACAAGUGGAGAUGCGUUCAGCCGGCGGCCAUGUUGGAUGAGAAUAUGUGUUACAAUAUCACUAAGAAUUCAUCCUUGAACCAAACUAAGGCAAUGGAAGAAAACCUUUUGGGAAUUAAUUGAGAAUAAUCCCUUUACCAUAACAUUACAGAAGAAAGCCCAAAU